AUGGCCGACAAGCCCAACCGUUCCCGAUCUUUUAGCAUCAUGGCCGCUGCCCAGCAGGACCACCUCAACGGUGGUGGACGCAUCAACUGGCUGGCUUCGCUCAACACGGCCUUUAGCCCCGAGCGCAACUACCGCCGCUCCUCCAUCAUCUGCACCAUAGGGCCCAAGACCAACUCGGUCGAGGCCAUCAACCGCCUCCGCGAUGCCGGCCUCAACGUCGUCCGCAUGAAUUUCUCGCACGGCUCCUACGACUACCACCAGUCCGUCAUCGACCAUGCUCGUGCCGCUGUCGACUGCCACCCCGGGCGACCCGUUGCCAUUGCCCUCGACACCAAGGGGCCUGAGAUUCGCACCGGCAACACCAAAAACGACGAAGACCUCCCCAUCUCCGUCGGCAACGUCUUGAACAUCACCACUGAUGAUAAGUUCGCCACCUCGUGCGACACCAAAAACAUGUAUGUCGACUACAAGAACAUCACAAAGGUCAUUCAGCCCGGUCGCAUCAUUUAUGUCGACGACGGUGUUCUUGCAUUCGACGUGCUCAGCAUCAAGGACGAAAAGACCAUUGAGGUCCGAGCCCGAAACAAUGGCUUCAUCUCAUCCCGCAAGGGCGUCAAUCUGCCAAACACAGAUGUCGAUCUCCCUGCCCUCUCGGAAAAGGACAAGGCCGACCUCAAGUUCGGCUGCAAGAACAAGGUCGAUAUGAUCUUUGCGUCCUUUAUCCGUCGCGCGCAGGACAUCAAGGAUAUCCGUGAGGUGUUGGGCGCCGAGGGCAAAGGGAUCCAGAUCAUUGCCAAGAUCGAAAACCGCCAGGGCCUCAACAACUUCCAGGAGAUCCUCAACGAGACGGACGGUGUCAUGGUCGCUCGUGGAGAUCUCGGCAUCGAGAUCCCUGCCGCCGAGGUGUUUGCGGCGCAGAAGAAGCUUAUUGCUAUGUGCAACAUGGCCGGCAAGCCAGUCAUUUGCGCCACCCAGAUGCUCGAGUCGAUGAUCAAGAACCCGCGUCCCACCCGAGCCGAGAUCAGCGACGUCGGCAAUGCCAUCACGGACGGAGCCGACUGCGUCAUGCUUUCGGGCGAGACGGCCAAGGGGAGCUACCCUGUCGAGGCCGUUCGCGAGAUGCACGAGGCCUGUCUCAAGGCCGAGAACUCGAUCCCAUACGUGUCUCACUUUGAGGAGCUGUGCACUCUAGUCAAGCGCCCGGUAAGCACCGUCGAGUCGUGCGCCAUGGCGGCUGUCCGCGCGUCGCUCGAUCUCGGAGCCGGUGGCAUCAUCGUCCUGUCCACUUCGGGCGAGUCGGCCAGGCUACUCUCCAAGUAUCGUCCGGUGUGCCCCAUCUUCAUGGUGACCCGCAACGCCACAACGUCUCGUUUCGCCCACCUAUAUCGCGGCGUCUAUCCCUUCCUAUUCCCCGAGGCCAAGCCCGACUUUGAGAAGGUCAACUGGCAGGAGGACGUCGACAGGCGCAUCAAGUGGGCGGUCAACCACGCCCUGCAGCUCAAGACCUUGACCAUCGGCGACACCGUCGUCGUCGUGCAGGGCUGGAAGGGCGGCAUGGGCAACACGAACACGCUUCGGAUCGUGCAGGCUGACCCCGAGCACCUGGGGAUCGGCCAACUGUGA
Molecule: messenger RNA, 1623 nt
Organism: Hirsutella rhossiliensis
Lineage: Eukaryota; Fungi; Ascomycota; Sordariomycetes; Hypocreales; Ophiocordycipitaceae
Product: pyruvate kinase, barrel domain-containing protein
Exons: 2
Coding region: 1-1623 (540 amino acids)
Biological process (GO): glycolytic process
Cellular component (GO): cytoplasm
Molecular function (GO): pyruvate kinase activity; magnesium ion binding; potassium ion binding
Source: RefSeq, a predicted model, not a curated record